AUGGGGAACGCGUCGUCGAUGCUGACGCAGUACGACAUCGAGGAGGUGCAGGAGCACUGCAGCUACCUAUUCUCGCAGCAGGAGAUCGUGUCGCUGUACGAGCGAUUUUGCCAGCUCGACCGCAGCGCCAAGGGCUUCGUCGCCGAGGACGAGUUCCUCUCCAUCCCGGAGUACUCCACCAACCCGCUCUCCCAGAGGUUGCUACGUAUGGUUGAUGGAUUGAACUUCAAGGAAUUUGUUUCUUUUCUCUCUACCUUCAGCGCAAGGGCCAGCCUUCAGCAAAAGAUUGAGUUUAUAUUUAAGGUGUAUGACAUUGAUGGCAAGGGGAAAGUAAGCUUCAAGGACCUGGUGGAGGUUUUACGGGACCUAACGGGCUCAUCCAUGUCAGAGCAACAAAGAGAGCAAGUACUAACAAAGGUGUUGGAAGAAGCUGGGUACACACGGGAUUCCACUCUAUCAUUAGAAGAUUUUGUAACGAUCAUCGACCACCCUGGCCUGAAGAUGGAGGUGGAAGUGCCCAUCGACUAG
Molecule: messenger RNA, 528 nt
Organism: Triticum turgidum subsp. durum (durum wheat)
Lineage: Eukaryota; Viridiplantae; Streptophyta; Magnoliopsida; Poales; Poaceae
Source: the annotation of a GenBank genome assembly